UUUCGUCUUCUUCGUGUCUAUGCUGAUUGAUGAUGAGAAGGAAAAUACACAAUUUGAGAGAAACGGGACAAAGAAGACUUCGACGUCAAACUUGAAGAAAAACUCCCGCCAUUGCCGCGUUCAGACACCACCACCAAUUUCAGACAAAAGACCCAGUCUCAGAUAGAGAGAGAAACAAACAAACAAACAAACAAAGACCUCUCUCAAACACACGCAGGGCCAGCCAGCCAGCCAGAAACCCUCAUCUCAGCUCCUCCUGUUGUUUCUUCAAUCCAACAUUUAUGCGUAACAUUGAUCCACACAUGAAAUACUCAAGAGGCAAGAGACUUCUUUUCUUCAAAUCCAAACUAGGGUUACCUACCAUCUUCCUCCUAUGCUCCCUCUUCUUUGUCGCUGGCCUCUUCGGAUCCACUCUCCUCUACCGACCGAAUACGCCGGCAGUUGAAUCGGAACCCAAAUGGCAAGAAUCCGUUUCGGAUCCUAGAUUAGUUGAAACGGUCGAAUCAUCAGAGCGGAGGGUGGUGGAAGCUGUCGAGGAAGAGGAAAAUGAUGUUUCAAUGUCUCAUGGAACGUCUGGGGAGGACAAAAUUUCCCCGAUCGCCUUUCAGAUUUUGAGCUGGGAACCUCGAACUGUCUACUUUCCUAAUUUUGCAUCAGCAGAACAAUGCCAAAGUAUAAUCCAAAUUGCACAACCAAAGUUAAAGCCAUCAUCUUUAGCAUUAAGGAAAGGAGAAACUGCUGAGAGUACCAAAGGAGUAAGAACAAGUUCAGGAACAUUUAUCAGUUCAGAUGAGGAUGAAACUGGAACAUUGGAGGCAGUUGAGAGAAAAAUUGCAAGGGCUACAAUGGUUCCAGCAAACCAUGGAGAGGCAUUCAAUAUUUUACGUUACGAAAUUGGACAAAGAUAUGUUUCUCACUAUGAUGCCUUCAACCCGAGUGAAUAUGGCCCACAGAAGAGCCAAAGGUUAGCUUCCUUUUUGUUAUAUUUAUCUGAUGUGGAAGAAGGUGGGGAAACUAUGUUCCCAUUUGAGAAUGGAUCGAACAUGGAUGGGAACUAUGAUUAUGAAAAAUGCAUUGGUUUGAAGGUGAAGCCAAGGAAAGGAGACGGCCUUCUCUUCUAUUCGCUAUUUCCAAAUGGCACAAUCGAUAGGAGAUCUCUCCAUGGAAGUUGUGCUGUUGUUAAAGGGGAGAAAUGGGUAGCUACUAAGUGGAUCAGAAAUGAAGAACAAUUUGAUUGAUUUAUUUUGUAAGAAUAAAUAAUAUAAUAUCCCAUAUUUUUGGGUGGUGUUUUAUUAUAAUAUAACAAUGGCAUACAAUUAA
Messenger RNA from Impatiens glandulifera, 1320 nucleotides. RefSeq names its product probable prolyl 4-hydroxylase 9. Gene Ontology annotation, cellular component: endoplasmic reticulum. The record is from RefSeq and is a predicted model, not a curated record. The coding region runs from base 282 to 1238 and encodes 318 amino acids. Gene Ontology annotation, molecular function: iron ion binding; procollagen-proline 4-dioxygenase activity; L-ascorbic acid binding. Gene Ontology annotation, biological process: peptidyl-proline hydroxylation to 4-hydroxy-L-proline. The transcript is spliced from 8 exons. Lineage: Eukaryota; Viridiplantae; Streptophyta; Magnoliopsida; Ericales; Balsaminaceae.